GUGACACGGAAGGCAAGCGCGCGCAAUGCACAACUCUGAUACAGGACUAUCUGAACAACCACAUAGCCAACACCCUAACGCAAGACUCGGUGGAAGAACUGGAGACCCCUAUAUCAUUGGACAAACUAUGCACGGCUCUCAAACUAUCGAAACGAAAUAAAGCCCCGGGCCCAGAUGAGUUCCCUGCAUCGUACUACAG
Molecule: messenger RNA, 199 nt
Organism: Pelobates cultripes (western spadefoot toad)
Lineage: Eukaryota; Metazoa; Chordata; Amphibia; Anura; Pelobatidae
Source: the annotation of a GenBank genome assembly